AUGGUGCACCCGAAUACGUUUCUCAAAGUCACUAUGAUGAUGGAUGUUAAACUGGAUGAAGUGAAUGACGAUGUUAAAGAUGAUGUCAAACUGAAUGAUGUCAAAAUGGGUGCUAGACUGGUUGUUAUCGAGGUAGAUGUUCGUGAACAAUUUACAAAUAAACAAGAGCUUAUGGUUCGUGAACAUGUGCUACAAUGGGCCUGCUUGGAGGCCGGGAGAUUAGGAUUUGGUGUUGGAAGGUCGAAAAAUGGUUUAGAUAAAAGACAAACAUUUGUAACAAUGAAAUGCGAAAGAAAUGGUACAUAUCAACCGCCGAUUAGAAAGUUGAAACGUGAUGACACUGGAUCGAGAAAAUGUGAGUUUUCAUUUAAAUUGCACGGAUAUCGUAAGUCGAAUGGUACGUGGAAAUUUAAUGUGGUUUCCAAUAUAUGUAAUCAUGCCUCAUAUGAUAAGCUAAUCGUUCAUCUAUUUGUAUGUCGCCUUUUUCCUGAGAAGAAUGAACUUGUUCCGGAUAUGACAUUAAAUAUAGUGGUCUGA
Vicia villosa (hairy vetch) is the source of this 537-nucleotide messenger RNA. RefSeq lists its product as uncharacterized. Lineage: Eukaryota; Viridiplantae; Streptophyta; Magnoliopsida; Fabales; Fabaceae. The transcript has a single exon. The record is from RefSeq and is a predicted model, not a curated record. The coding region runs from base 1 to 537 and encodes 178 amino acids.